AUGGCGUCCGUUCUCCCUCGAUCGCCCCGGAGAUGCCGCGCAGGCCGCGAGCUCCUGAGCGGCGGUUUCAGAACCCGCGGGUCACCUGGGAGCUUCUCCCGCAAAACCAGACGAAAGCUCCCGGCGUGGAGAAGGGCAGGCGGCUGCACCCCCCGACCUCGCCCCGCCCGGGCGGGCGCGCUCGGCGCCACGCAGGGACCACCCCUCCGAGACGCCCGCCGGACCCCGCGCCCAGAGCCACCUGCGUGCACCUGCGCCCCGCGGGCACCUGAGCGCGCGGUCACGCCCCUGGCCACGCCCCCGGCCGGCGGGCCGCCCUCACCGUGCCCCGCCCUCUCGCUGUUCGGCCUCAAGGCCCGCCCCUCAAACCCCGCCCUACGGCCCAGAUCAGGCUCCGCCCUAUCAGUCCUCCCCCCCCCCACAGGUCCCGCCCACACCCCGCCCCAUUCGACUCGGGCCCCGCCCAUUAGGGCCUCGCCCCCAGGCCCCGCCCUGUCAGGCCUCGCCCCUCACAGGGCCCGCCCACACCCCGCCCCAUUCGACUCGGGCCCCCCCCUUUGGGGCCCCGCCCCCCCCCCAGGCCCCGCCCACGGAGCCCGCCGGGUCCUGGCCCAGCCGGGUCCAGCGCGCAGCCCGCGGCAGAUGGAGCAGGAGGCGCGGGUGCUGAGGGCUGCGGGUGGCUUCGGCCGGGCCCGGCGCCUGCUGGCCGCCGCCUCGUGGGUGCCCUGCGUGGUGCUGGGGCUGGCGCUGAGCUCCGAGGCGCUGCUCACCGCGCAGCCCGCGCACCACUGCCGGCCGGACCCGGCGCUGCUGCCCCCCGCGCUGCGCGCUCUGCGUGGGCCGGCGCUGCUCGACGCCGCCAUCCCGCGCCUGGGACCCACGCGCGUCCAGAGCCCCUGCCUGCUCCUGCGCUACCCCGAGCCCGCGCCCGGCGCCCGCCGCGGCCCUGGCCCUGCGCCCGCGCCCAACGGCACGCGCCCCUGCACUCGCGGCUGGCUCUACGCGCUGCCCGCCGCGGGCCUCCUGCGCAGCCCUGUCACCCAGUGGAACCUCGUGUGCAGAGACAGCUGGAAGGUCCCGCUGGAGCAGCUGAGCCACCUCCUGGGCUGGCUGCUAGGCUGUGUCAUCCUGGGAGCAGGAUGUGACCGGUUUGGCCGCCGGGCAGUUUUUGUGGCCUCCCUGGUGCUGUCCACGGGCCUUGGGGCCGGUGAGGCCCUGGUGACCAGCUUCUCUACCCUACUGAUCCUGCGCCUAGUCCAUGGGGGGACGUUGGCAGGGGCCCUGCUCGCCCUGUACCUGGCUCGCUUGGAGCUGUGCGACCCUCCACACCGCCUGGCCUUCUCCGUGGGGGCCGGCCUUUUCUCUGUGGUGGGCACCCUGCUGCUGCCUGGCCUGGCUGCGCUUGUGCAGGACUGGCGCCUUCUCCAGGGGCUGGGCGCCCUGAUGAGCGGGCUCUUGCUGCUCUUUUGGGGGUUCCCAGCCCUGUUCCCCGAGUCUCCCUGUUGGCUGCUGGCCACAGGGCAGGUAGCCCGAGCCAGGAACAUCCUGUGGCACUUUGCAGAAGCCAGUGGUGUGGACCCCGAGAACAGUUCCUUGGAAGAGAACUCCCUGGCUACAGAGCUGGCCAUGCUGUCUGCAGGGAGCCCCCGGCCCCGAUACCACUCCCCCCUGGGGCUCCUGCACACCCAGGUCACCUGGAGAAACGGGCUUAUCUUGAGCUUCAUUUCACUGGUUGGUGGGGGCAUCAGAGCCAGCUUCCUUCGCAGCCUGGCCCCUCAGGUGCUGACCUUCUACCUGCCCUACUUCCUGGAGGCCGGCCUGGAGGCAGCAGCCUUGGUCUUCCUGCUCCUGACGGCAGAUCGCUGGGGACGCCGCCUCGUCCUGCUGCUGGGCACCAUGGCAACAGGCCUGGCAUCCCUGCUGCUCCUCGCUGGGGCCCAGUAUCUGCCGGGCUGGACCAUGCUGUCCGUCUCUGUCCUGGGGCUCCUGGCCUCCCGGGUUGUGUCUGCACUCAGCAGCCUCUUUGCAGCUGAGGUGUUCCCUACAGUGAUCAGAGGGGCCGGGCUGGGCCUGGUGCUAGGGGCCGGGUUCCUGGGCCAGGCGGCCAACCCCCUGGACGCCGUGCAGGGCCGGAGGGGCUUCUUCCUCCAACAUGUGGUCUUCGCCUCCCUCGCUGUCCUUACCCUGCUGUGCGUCCUGCUGCUGCCGGAGAGCCGAAGCCGGGGCCUGCCCCAGUCACUGCAGGACGCCGACCGCCUACGCCGCUCCCCACUCCUGCGGGGCUGCUCCCGCCAGGACCACCUGCCCCUGCUGUCGCCCUCUGAUGCCUGCCGGGCCGGCCACACCCUCGAGCGGCACUAGUCCUGCCUGCUGGCCCCAGGAGCCAGGAGGGACCGAGGUCAAGGCCUGCGGCAUGGCUGAGUACCCUAGACACCUGGUCCAGGGGAGACACGUACCCCUCAGAAGCCCGUGUCUCAGUGCAGGCAGAGCCGUGGGAACAGCUCGAACUUGUCCCCAGCCGAGCCCUGGGCCCUGGGAGUCCCUGAGUCUCCUCCCUGAUCAAACCCAGCAGGUGCGGAGGAUAAAGGCUUCCGUGGAA
Sapajus apella (tufted capuchin) is the source of this 2599-nucleotide messenger RNA. RefSeq names its product solute carrier family 22 member 31 (gene SLC22A31). The record is from RefSeq and is a predicted model, not a curated record. The coding region runs from base 1 to 2361 and encodes 786 amino acids. Gene Ontology annotation, molecular function: transmembrane transporter activity. Gene Ontology annotation, biological process: transmembrane transport. The transcript has 9 exons. Gene Ontology annotation, cellular component: membrane. Lineage: Eukaryota; Metazoa; Chordata; Mammalia; Primates; Cebidae.